AUGAAAACCUUGAUAUUAUUCCUUUUUUUUUUACCAAAUAUUUUUGCUUCCUUAUUGGGAUUAACACCAGCCAGCAAAGAUUCAUUUUAUGUACCCCCAGUUGGGUUUGAAGCAGCUAAGCCAGGAGAUAUUUUAAAAACUCGAAACACACCAAGUGUUCCAAGUAGUUUAUAUUUACCUAUCCUUAUCAAGAGUGCUUGGCAACUUUUAAUCAGAUCAGAAGAUUCUUUUGGAAAUCCAAAUGCUUUUGUCGCUACUCUUAUUCAACCAUUGAAUGCAAACCUGUCAAAACUAGUUUCUUAUCAAAGUUGGGAGGAUGCCUCUAAUAUCGAUUGCUCACCUUCCUACGGCAUGCAAUUCAGGUCUCCAGUUACAACAGUAACCACUCAAAUUGAUAUGACACUAAUUGUUCCUUUAUUACAAAACGGCUAUUAUGUUAUUAUUCCUGAUUACGAGGGCCCCAAAUCUGCAUUCACAGUAGGUAGACAGUCUGGGAAAGCUACUUUAGACUCAAUAAGAGCAGCGUUGCAAACCGGAACCUUUUCAGAGAUUAAAAGAACUGCCAAGGUUGCUUUGUGGGGUUACUCUGGUGGGUCUUUGGCCACUGGUUGGGCAAUAAGUUUACAGUCAAAAUAUGCUCCAGAGUUGAAAGAUAAUUUAAUCGGAGCUGCUGUUGGUGGAUUUGCUGCCAACAUUACUGCUGUGGCAGAAUCUGUUGAUGGAACAGUGUUUUCAGGUUUUAUUCCGCUUGCGUUAAAUGGAUUGGCAAACGAAUACCCUGAUUUCAAGAAGAAAUUAUAUGAAGAGGUCAAGCUUAGUGCAAGAUCUGGCAUGGAAAAAGGAUCACAGAAUUGUUUGGCUGCUUCUCUUGUUGGCUAUCCGAUGAGUCAAUACUUUACGGGACAAAAGAGGGCUUUUGAAAAAGGGUGGGGGCUUUUACAAGAUGAAGUUUUUAACAAAACUAUCCACGACAACUUGUUGUUAAAAUUGGACAAUACCUAUUUACCUCAAAUUCCUGUUUUAAUUUAUCAUGGAACCAUAGAUGAGAUUAUUCCUAUUAAAGAUGCUCAUACUCAAUAUCAGAUUUGGUGCGACUGGGGGAUCAAAUCACUCGAAUUUGCUGAAGAUUUGCUGGCAGGUCAUUUAGCAGAGACAUUCACUGGAGCUCCUGCCGCUUUGUCAUGGAUUGAUGCAAGAUUUUCUGGCAAACCUGCAGUUAAUGGAUGCCAACGUACAAUUAGGUCCUCAAACUUACUAUAUCCAGGUAUUUCGAUCUCAAGUCGUAUUUACUUUGAAGGAAUUUCUAAAACAGUUUUUGGGUUCAACUUAGGAGCUGGAGUUAACACCGACAAAUCUAUCAGCAGUAGUUUUUUUGGAUACAUUAAAAAGUAUAUUUAA
Messenger RNA from Candida dubliniensis CD36, 1398 nucleotides. It is a transcript of the gene LIP10, whose product is annotated as Lip10p. The record is from RefSeq and is a predicted model, not a curated record. Gene Ontology annotation, molecular function: triacylglycerol lipase activity. The coding region runs from base 1 to 1398 and encodes 465 amino acids. Gene Ontology annotation, biological process: lipid catabolic process. The transcript has a single exon. Lineage: Eukaryota; Fungi; Ascomycota; Pichiomycetes; Serinales; Debaryomycetaceae.